AGAUACCAAGAUGUUUUCCUGUCAGAGCUUAUUACUGUAACAAUAUUAUUGUUAUAGUAUUAUUUCUGGAUUUAAAAGAAAUACAGCGUUCGUGUCACUUCAUGAAAUACCCUUAAGGAAUGUGGAGGAAGUUUUAUAUUGUGUAACUUAAGUUUUGAUUUUGAAUCUUUAAGCCACAGGCACACCUAUAGAACCAGUUUUAUAUUCUAAAUCCAAAUGUGAAACAUGUCUUGGAAGAGAAAUUAUUUUUCUGUGGGACAGGGCGGCGUGCAAGGCAUGUUUACUCCACGAAAUACAACAUCUAUAGCACCAAGUAAAGGUCUCAGCAAUGAGCCAGGACAAAAUAGCUGCUUCCUGAAUAGUGCAUUACAGGUUCUCUGGCAUCUUGAUAUUUUUCGACGCAGUUUUCGACAACUUACAACCCAUAAAUGCAUGGGAGAUUCCUGUAUAUUUUGUGCCCUCAAAGGUAUCUUUAACCAGUUCCAGUGCAGCAAUGACAAAGUGUUACCUUCUGAUGCUCUUCGUAGUGCUCUCGCAAAGACGUUUCAGGAUGAGCAGCGUUUCCAGCUAGGCAUUAUGGAUGAUGCUGCGGAAUGCUUUGUGAGUAUGAAAGUGGUGGAACGUUGA
Molecule: messenger RNA, 627 nt
Organism: Protobothrops mucrosquamatus (brown spotted pit viper)
Lineage: Eukaryota; Metazoa; Chordata; Lepidosauria; Squamata; Viperidae
Product: inactive ubiquitin carboxyl-terminal hydrolase 54-like
Exons: 3
Coding region: 226-627 (133 amino acids)
Biological process (GO): protein deubiquitination
Molecular function (GO): cysteine-type deubiquitinase activity
Source: RefSeq, a predicted model, not a curated record